AUGACAACACAAAUCCGCACCUCUACAUCUCAUCCUUACCACCCGACCUCCAUCAACCUCAUUGCAGGCGAGAAUAUUCCUGCCGGGACUAUUGAUGUUCAAUGGCAAGAAUCGGGACUGCAGCCGCUGAUCAAAGACCUCUCUGGCUACACAUUGAGCCUGAUGACUGGUGGGGACGAUGGUGGAAACAUGUUACCGCUCACCCAAUUUGUCUCCCAAGGCAAUUUUGACACUGGCUACAAGGCUGGUGGUACCAUACCUGCUGGCAUCGCGGAAGCAGUUGACAAUGGAUUCUUCUUCCGUAUCGUCUCCACCGCUGAGGCUGGCGGAACGGUGAUCAACUACUCGUCGCGCUUCAAUAUCACUGGCCUGCAGGGUGCGACGCCUCUGCAAUAUCGACAAGCGGCAGCCUCCUUGAUUGGGGCCACUACAGGGCCUCACAGGGUCGUCAACGUGGCAGGUCUGACAUCCGACACGACCAACACUACCUCCCAGUCUAGUAACAUGAACAGUAAUGGCACCGAUAGCCCGGCUUCUGUAUCAGCUACAAUUAUAGCAAGCACAUCGAGCACCACGAGCUUAUCUUCGCCAAGUGCGACCCUGCCAUCUUCAGCUGCUCCUAGGGUCAAUGGGUUUUCCACUGGCGUCAUAGCAGGCAUCGCCGUAGGCUGUUCAUUGGCAGGCAUUGGUAUAACAGUAGCUACUGCUGUAGCUAUUGUCUUCAGGCGACGUCGUCGACAACAUAACAGCGAUGCUAACACCAACUCGGCAUUCCUCGAUGGCAAGGCCGAGCUUUGCGCAGAUGGACCUGAGCCGAGGUCACCAAGUGCGAGCGAGCUGGGCACUGAGCAGGAGGUCGUAGAAGCGGAUGAUGGCUUAACACCACCGGAAUUGGAUCCAAUGAGUGUCCGCGCUGAGCUUGAAUGA
Molecule: messenger RNA, 927 nt
Organism: Recurvomyces mirabilis
Lineage: Eukaryota; Fungi; Ascomycota; Dothideomycetes; Mycosphaerellales; Teratosphaeriaceae
Product: Cell wall synthesis protein kre9 precursor
Exons: 3
Coding region: 1-927 (308 amino acids)
Biological process (GO): fungal-type cell wall organization; (1->6)-beta-D-glucan biosynthetic process; cell wall biogenesis
Cellular component (GO): extracellular region
Source: RefSeq, a predicted model, not a curated record